This is a messenger RNA of Spinacia oleracea (spinach), 5601 nucleotides long. RefSeq lists its product as uncharacterized. The coding region runs from base 4282 to 5601 and encodes 439 amino acids. The record is from RefSeq and is a predicted model, not a curated record. NCBI's taxonomy places the organism in Eukaryota, Viridiplantae, Streptophyta, Magnoliopsida, Caryophyllales, Amaranthaceae. The transcript has 6 exons.
UUAGUUUUAUGUUUCAGAUACUCAUUCUCACAUACUUUGGUCAAAUUAUGCACAUUUAAUACUCGUUUGAUCAAAUUUUUUUUUACUCAAGUAGCUUAGUAAUACUUGUGUCUACUAGGAGUACUAAUGUGUCACUAGAAAACUGCAACACUUAUAGGAAGAGUAAUAGGACUAAUUCGAGAUAGUUUUAUGAGUUGCAGAAUGGCUUUUGAAGUGUUUUGUGUUUGGUAUGUAGGUGGUACAGUUAGUCUGUGAGAGGAAGCUGUAGCUGUGUGGAGUGGGAUCCUGGCAUAAAAAUUAAUUCUUACAGACUCACUGCCAGCUGAUUAGUGUACAUCUUAAUUUUAGCCAUCUGAUACUCUUCUCUUUUUCAUUUGGAAAUAUUUUUAAUUUGAUGCUCAGAUCUACCCUUUCAACUGGAUUUUGAAAUUUUGAUCUCUUUAGUAGACACCUUUGGGAUCUGGUUGCAAUAAAAGAUGUACUAACUGACCAACAAACUUAAGUUGAAGAGAUAGAAAUCUUAGAAUAUGUUGGGAACCCAUGGUUUCUACUUAUUAUGAACUGUAAUUUCUUCUCCUGACAUAUGCGACUGCAUUCCCUACAAUAAUAGAGGAGGGAAGACAACAAUCAGCAGUUGGUAAUUCUAGAUGUGAACUUGUGACGGAAAGUAGUGGUCGGGAUACUCUCUGUUUCACAAUGAAGUUAAAUCUUCUUUGCUUAACACAUCUAUUCUAAUAUUUAAUAGCAGGGAGGUUUAAGUGUCACGUGGCCUCCUCCUGAUUUUACAGAUUUAUUUUUAAUUUUUAAUUUUUUUUAAUUGGAAGCCUUGCGACAAAAAAAAAAAAAGAAGGCCAACCGACACCUUCUUCUUCAACUCUCCAACAACUCUCUCCUCCAACUUAUACAUCGUUCAUCAAUUCAAUCACCGAUUUCUUUUAAGCUUAAAACAUCAAUUUAAUCAUCCCGAUCUGCAGUAAAACUAUAUCAAAUCACAAAAAAAAAUUCCAAAAAAAUAAAGAUCUGCUGUGAUACAUCUCCGUAAUUUCCUUUCCUCUACCAACACUGCUCAACAUCAACUAUGGUUUUCUGUUGGAAUCGUCUCCUUAUAUGUUCGAUUUUCUAUUUCAAUGGUGAUAUUAAUUCGGGUUUCGAUUAACCCAAUUAUUUUUCUGGGUUCGAUGUUCAUAAUUGUGAACAAAUUCGUUCCAAUUCAUCUUCGAUCACGAGCUUCACAAAUUAAUUAACUAUGGUUUUUUGUUCGAAUCAUCUCCGUAUAUGUUCGAUUCCUAUUUCAAUGGUGAUAUUAAAUCGGGUUUCGAUUGACCCAACUACUUUUCUGGGUUUCGCUGUUCAUAAUGGUGAACAAAUUCGUUCCAAUUCAUCUUCACGAGCUUCACGGAUUAAUUCCAACAAUCGAAUUCAUUUUGAUGUGGCCGAGGUUAGAAUCGAUCAUCAAAGUUACUUUUGAUUUUUCAUGGAGGAUUGCUUUAAUUCGACAGGCAGCUCUGUUUUACUUCAAUGGUAGCUUCACAGGUAAAUUCUCUCAUACUAAUUUUUUUAAAAAAAAAUUAAGAGGAAACUGAUAUGUAUUAAGUGGGUAAGAUUCGUUAUAUUUUUCCUAUUUUCUAUCAUUAAAAAAAAAUAAAAAAAAUUAAAACGGAAUGUAGCGAUUCAAUUGGUAACCGCUUAUCUGAACUUUCUCAAAAAAAUAAUCUUAUAUAAGGUUGAAUGCUAGAAACCGAAUACAUAAGAAAUAAGAAAUUGGUCCCAAUUGGUUUCAAAAUAAAUGAAUCAUUGUAGUGUUUAUCGUAGUCGACUUUCUACCUUUUUUAAUUCUAUUUCGAAAUGAAUCGUUGUAGUGUACAUCGCAGUGGAGUUUCUACCGUUUUUAAUUCUAUUUCGGCAUUUGCAACAAGGUAGGAAUUUAUCUGGGUUGCAGGAAUUACAAGUAUCUUUUUAGGAAUUGCAAAUAUAAUCCAUCAGAUGGAGGAACACCCAAUGAAUCCUUACAGUCUAAGAUGGUCAUACGGACAGACCAUGGUUGAAUAUUUAACAACACUAAUAGAAACAUGCAACUUUUGGGGAAUAGUUAUCAUUGGAGGAAAUAACAAUUUCACCACCGGACCAAGAAGAGUUGAUGUUGUAUUGAAAACAGUUCCAGACCUAGAGCCUUGGAUCCCGGCCGAUUAAAGAAAAGUAUAGCGACGUAUUAACCAAUGGCGGAGAUAUACACCCAACUAAAUUCAAAUAUUAUGGGAUUUCUUACCUUGACGCUGAUUUCAUGGGAACAUAUCUAAUAGAAAAAUUGGCCGAAUGGGAACAAAAUCAAGACAACGAAAUGGGAGAAGUAAUCAACAUUGAAGCAUCUUAAUGGAAUAAUAUACAAAUUGGAAGCUAAGAUGUUUAUAGAUAUAUAUGUAUUUAGAUAUAUAGCCUAGCUUAAGUUGUAUAUUUGUGAAGUAGUCCCACAUUAUUUUCUUCAUGCAAUUAUUAAAUAUGCAUAUAGACAACCUAACAUAGGUUGUAUUUCUUUAUUUACUGCUAAUUUAAUGUAUAAAAUAAUUGUUAUGUGUUUAUGAUAAAAUAUUGUUAAUUCGGUCUAUUUUUUACGAAUUACAUGAGUAUUUUAUAUAUGAAUUACAUGUGUAUUUUAUAAUCUAAUAAUCACAUUUGCAUAAUGUUUGUCACUCUUUUUGCGUUCUAAUUAUAAUAUAAGGUUUUUUACAAAGUUAAAUGUCCUAAAAAAAUCACAAAUCUUAAAAUAGCUGCAAUAUGAUAAAAACAUUGACGGAUUAUAGGCAUAAUAACUAAUGAAUCAACAAUUCAAAUAUUCACAACUAAAUUGUUUACUUAAUCUUUCUUAUUACUUUAUUUGCCACAUAAUUCAAUAACUUAAGGAUGGACAAAGUAAACAAAGCAAAGCAAGCUCGGUUCUUAAGGAAGUGCAUUAUGAAACAAAGAAGGAAUUAAAAAAGGAAUCUUCAAAACCAAUCUGAGUAACCAACAACUUCUCAUUUAAUAGAGAAUAUUGGUAAGAAAAAAAUUAACAUUCAUUAUCAUGUUUUAAUUAAAUUCAUAAAUAAUUUAAACAAACUUGUUCUAACAAAGAAUUAAAAAAUAAUUAAUAGGAAAUGAGACAACAUCACACAUGAAUAUUGAUUUUUUAAUAACGUAAAUAAACUUAUAAUCAUACUAUCUACUAACAAAACAAAUAAUUAAUCAGUUUAUAUAAACUCCUUCUUUCUUAAGGAAAAUACACUGAGGUGUGGAACUUUGGCAAACCAACGCAUACGUGCAGCGAUUGUGGAGCAAUUAUGUGGUUUGAGGAGCGUGCCAAAAAGGAUUCAAACAACAGUCUAACAAAAUUUUCAAUCUGUUGUAGAAAGGGAAAAAUUAAGUUACCUCUUUUACAAAACCCUCCAAUAUAUCUACAACAACUCCUCCAAAGUGAAGGUCCACAACUCAAAAAGCUUAAAGAACAAUCUAGGAUGUUAAACUCCAUAUUUGCAUUAACGUCAAUGGGAGGAAAGGUAUAGAAUCAAUCAAGGAAAUUCACCAUAUGUGUUUAGAUUGAAUGGCCAAAAUCACCACAAGAUAGGAUCAUUACUACCACAAAUCGGUGAACGACGAAGAUUCACACAAUUAUACAUUUAUGAUACGGAAAAUGAAAUUUCAAACAGAAUUAACAGUUUGGGCAACAAUGGACAACACUCAAAUUUAAAUCCAGAUAUUGUUGACGGUCUGUCAAAGAUGUUUGACGAACACAAUGAAUUAACUAAGGCUUUCUGAAUGGCAAGAGAGAGGUUUGAAGCAAAUGAUCUUCAACCAGUCCGCCUUAGAUUGAUUGGCACCAGACAAAAAGAUGGUAGACAAUAUAACCUACCAACAUCAUCAGAAGUUGCUGCCCUAAUUAUUGGUAAUGGUGACAAUGAAAAAGGCCACCGUGAUGUAAUUGUGGAACACCGAUCAGAAGGCCUAAAAAGAAUAUCAGAGUUGCACCCUAGCUUUAUGGCCAUGCAAUACCCAAUAUUAUUUCCAUACGGUGAAGAUGGAUUCCGAACAAAUAUUCCUCAUGCCGAUCAAGAAACAACAACAAGGGCUAGGAAAAUGGUAACGAUUAGAGAAUACUAUGCAUUUCGUUUCCAAUAAAGACGUCGUGAGUCUAUAUCAAGAUUUAAACUUGGAAGAUUAAAUCAACAAUAUUAAGUUGAUGCAUUUACAUGCUUACAAGAGUCACGAUUAGAAUGGGUUAGGGGAAACCAAAAAUCAAUAAGAAAGGAAAUGUUGCGAGGACUUGCAGAUGUAGUUUCGCGUGGUGACACAACCCCUUCAUCUAUAGGACAACGCAUAGUGUUACCUUCAUCUUUCACAGGAAGUCCAAGAUAUAUGUUGCAAAACUAUCAUGAUGCACUAGCAAUUUGUAAAUGGGCUGGCCCGCCGGAUAUAUUUGUCACGUUCACUUGCAACCCAAAUUGGCAAGAGAUCAUUAAAUUUUUGACAAUAAUUUCUGGUCAAAGGCCAGAAGAUCGGCCUGAUAUUAUAGCUCGAGUGUUUAAAAUAAAACUUGAAGAGCUAAUGGAAGACCUAAAAGAUAGAGUCCAUUUUGGAGAAGCCAAAGCAGCAAUAUACACAAUAGAGUUUCAAAAAAGAGGAUUACCCCAUGCACACAUUUUAUUGUUCUUGAAUGAAGAAGAUAAACCAAGGACAUCCGAAGACAUUGAUAGAAUAAUCAGUGCAGAACUGCCAGAUCCUGAAAAAAACCCAGAUGCAUUUAAAGCCGUGGUUCAACACAUGAUUCAUGGUCCUUGUAGGGUGAUAAACCAACGAUCUUCAUGCAUGCAAGAAGGAAAGUGUACAAAGUACUACCCUGAAGAGUUCACAAAUAAAACAAGUAUUGGUGAAGAUGGUUACCCAGUCUAUAGAAGAAUAGAUAAUGGGAGAACUGCUGUCAAGAAUGGAAAUGGAAAUGUCAUUGACAACUCUAACAUUGUACCAUACAAUAUUGAUUUGCUCAUGAAAUAUGAUGCUCAUAUGAAUGUGGAGUUAUGCAACAAAUAUAACACUACAAAGUAUCUCUUCAAGUACAUGAACAAAGGUCCUGACGUGGUAGUUGCAUCAGUUAAGCAAACAAACGUUGAUGGGGUUCCGGUUCCUGAAAAUGAAAUAACUGUUGGUGAGAUACAAUCUUACCUCAAAUGUAGAUAUGUAUCGGCAGCUGAAGCAUGUUGGAGAAUAUUUGGAUUUGAAAUCCAAUAUAAAUAUCCCCCCAUAGAAAGGUUGAGUUAUCAUUUGGAAAAUGAACAACCAAUUGUGUUUGAAGAUCAUGAACAUUUAGAUGGUGUGUUGGAACGAGUAGGAGAAGCAAGAACUCCAUUUACACAGUGGAUGGAAAUUAAUAAAAUUAGUGCUAAAGCACGUGAGCUUACUUACGAUGAAUUCCCAACAGAAUGGGUUUGGUUACGUGACGAAAAAAGGUGGAAGCCACGGACAUUAGGAACCAAAAUUGGAAGGAUCUAUUAUGCGCACCCGACCUCUAGGGAACAAUACUACUUGAGAAUGCUUCUCAACAAAGUAAGGAUCCACCAGCUUUGCAAAAAUUAG